AUGCAAUCUCAUGUCACUAAAAUCGCCGACGACUAUAUCUCAUCCACUGAGUUUCAAAGAUCUCUGGCUGAUAGUAUCAACGUUGAUGCCGCCGGUUUUGAAAUUCAUCUUGGUUCAUCGGAAGAAAAGUUAAAUGAACUAAUAAAUUCAUAUCAAGCAAAGACAGCCAAACUGGAUGAAGAGUUAACCAAACUUUAAGAAUAAUCUAGCGCUGAAAGACAAAGCCAUAGCAGGUCUUGAAGAUGACAAUUGUGACCCUCCACAGGAUUUUAAUGCUAAAGGUGAAAGCACGCGCACGACACGCUUUCACUUUAAAACAAAAGAAUUUAUUUUAACACACUUUAGCACGCUUGCAAUCUUGCCUCAUUAGCAAUUUCUUUUGUUUCAGAGGACACGCUUGAGACAAUUAACCGUGAGCAAGUCGGACAAAAGAGCGUGUUAAAGUUUUCAAACAAAAGCUCCGUGCGAAAAAGCACAACAAGCUUUCAGUGUGCGCAAAAGCACGCAAGGCGUGUUAUCUAUAAGCUUAAUAAAUUUCCUCUACAAAAAGGAACCGCAAAUGAUUAUGAACGGCACCCUUUUUUGGUAACUAUAAGAAAGAAAAAGUUAUACCUCAGCGAUCGCAGCGAUAGUAUCUGAUUGAAAAAACGUUGUUGCUUGAAAAGCAUAAACAGUGAACGGUGUGACCUACUGGAUUUAUGGGUAGAACUAUAUUAGCAUUGCAAAAUCAAAGUUCUUUACAGAAAUGGAAAGAACUUUAGCUCGAUCUAAAGGGGUAACGGUCAAGCUACUCGAAAGUGAUGUCGUUUGAAGUUAUGUCGUCCAAAACCUGAUAAUAUGAGCUUUGUCGCCCAAAAUUCAAGAAAAGUCGCCCGCAAUCCUCCCUCAUUCUACAGUGUUUUUAGUUUACAGAUUCUUGUUUUUUUCGUACUGUGAAGAACGAGAUAUAGUACACGUUUACAGCGCUUGAUUCGUCUUAGCAUAGCGUAACGAGAUAUCUUCACAUAAAUUAUGAUUGAUAGCGCUUCGUUCGUCAGGGGCACCUGACGGCGAUUUCCUCCUAAAUGCAUCCUAGCAUCCUAGGACAACUUCAGUCUUUUCGAAAUUACAAGGGCUUCAGCAUUAUUUUCCCAAAAAAUUUAGCUUCCAAUUGAAAGUUUCAGGAAAGUGAGAAUUUUAUCGUAUUUUCGGUUCCGAAAAUUUUAGGAUUCCUUAAUUCUCUACGAAAAAUAGCUUAACUGGGGAAUGAAAUGGAAAAAAUUAAACUUCAGAAAAUCGUAAGGAAUUUAUUAGAUAACCUUCGAAAAUUGUACAUGCAUGGAACGGUCAUCUAGAAAUGUUUAGCCUUCCUCAACCUAUAGAAAAUUCUAGGCAGUUUUUGUUUCUUCGAUUUAAUUACCUUCGUUCGUCUCAGCAUGGCUUAAAGAAAUAUAUUAAACUAAUUUAUUCAACUUCAUUUCUCUGUGCAUUUCUGCUAAUAAAUAUUCCGGUGGCAUAACUAUAAUUUUCAGGCGACAUAACUUCAGUGCCUCGUAUGCGAUAGCAGGCCUCUUUGCGAUUCCGGUCAACAGCCGACAGCCGGAGGAAUUGGUUUACACUGAUCUCGCGUUAAUUCCAGGCUAGACCACCAUUAAGUCGUGAUUUUCAAAUGGCCACGGUUACUAUCAAAUUCCAAAACAGUCUCAAUUGGUAUAUUUGAUUCACUUCGACCAGUCAUCAAUGCUGAUUAAAUCCGCUGAAAACCCAAGCCAUUUUUAUCAUCUUAGCGGUUUUAGUAAUCAAGCGUGUUCAGCGUGUCUUACCCAAAUUGCACGCUAACCGUGCUAUAAUUCGCACACUUACCGUGACAUAUGGCACGCUACAAAAAAACAAAAGGUCUAGCGUGUUAAAUUUGCCAAAACAAAGGCAAGUGUGUCCGUCUUUGUUUUUUCAAUUUAAUAUGCGCAUAUCCGUGAUCUACGGCACGCUAAGCGUGUCGUGCAAGCGUGUCGUGCGCGUGCUUUCACCUUUAGCAUCAAAUUCCUGUGGAGAGUCACAAUUAUAGACUAUCACAAGAAGUAGUCGACUUGGAGCAAUACACAAGAAGAACCAAUGUUCGUAUCUAUGGCAUUGCUGAACAGCCAGAGGAGAACACUGACAAUCUUGCAGUCGACUUCUUCAAAUCUGAACUCAAGGUGGAUGUUGCUUCAAAUGACAUAAGUAGAUCUCAUCGUGUAGGCAAGAAAUCUGGAGCCAAACCAAGACCUAUUAUCGUGCGGUUUACUAAGCAUAAGACUAAAGUUGCGGUCGUAUGUCUCGCCGCCGUGUGCUCAAGGAACGUAAACGUCCAUGGAUUUAACCAUCAAUCGCCGCGAAAUUCUUAA
Messenger RNA from Porites evermanni, 2363 nucleotides. The record is from the annotation of a GenBank genome assembly. NCBI's taxonomy places the organism in Eukaryota, Metazoa, Cnidaria, Anthozoa, Scleractinia, Poritidae.